Messenger RNA from Funneliformis mosseae, 1218 nucleotides. The record is from the annotation of a GenBank genome assembly. NCBI's taxonomy places the organism in Eukaryota, Fungi, Glomeromycota, Glomeromycetes, Glomerales, Glomeraceae.
AUGCUUCCGUACUUCCUUGAUAUAUUGAUAGCAGCGGAUGAACUUGCGUUAACCGAAUUGAUCGAUCAUAUUAUCGAUUAUAUUCUUAAAAAAGAAAUGUUUUGGCUUCGACAAAAUUUAGUAAGGAUUCAACGAAUUGCAUCAACACAUGAGGCGUUUUGUAAAUUAAAAAUGACGUGCGAGGAGAUCAUACAAAAGGAUUCAUCAACAUUUUUGAGAUCAAAAGAUAUUGGACAUUUAGAGGAGAGCAUCUUAACUAAAUUAUUGAUGAGUGAUAAUUUGGAUUUAAAAGAGAUUGAAAUUUGGAAUCAAGUUAUUAAAUGGGGUAAAGUCAAAUGUUCAUUAGAUACUGAAGAAAAAGAUGAUAUAAAUAAUUGGAAGACGGAAGAUUUUGAAAAGUUAAAAUCAUCUUUGAAAGAUUGUUUACCGCACAUUAGAUUCUUUUUGAUCUCUGGAGCGGAUUAUCAUGAUAAAGUAAGACCCUUUAAAAAAAUCUUGUCAAAAGAAGUAAAGAAUGAAUUGAGAGAAUUUUAUUUGGCGGGUAGACGACCAAAUCGUUCAAUCAUUUUGUCAAAGAGAUUAAGGUACACCGAUGAAGAGUCUACCUUAAUCAGGUUAAAACAUUUCUCUUUGAUUUCUUCGUGGAUUGAUAAAAAGCAUCAACCUUAUCAACCCGAAUCCAUGCCUUAUAUGUUUAAGCUACUUUAUCGUAGUGGUCAAGAUGAAUUAAAAGAUAUCAACAAAUUUUACAAGAAAUGUAAUCGUCAUGGUCCAACCGUAGUUCUUAUCAAACCUUCGGGGUUUAAUCAAAUAAUUGGUGGUUAUAAUGCUGAUAUUUGGAAUAAAAUCCAAAAAUAUGAUACCUUGGCAAAUUGUUUUAUCUUUUCUUUAGACAUGAAUCAUGAUGAUGACAAUGAUUCCAAGGGUAUAUAUAGUAGUAUUAAACCCACCGUUAAUAAAGUUGGUUGUACUUCUGAGAAGUUUCCUUGGUUUGGUAAUGAUUUAAAUUGGAUUAAAGGUGUAUGUAGGCAACAAAUCUUUGAAAAAAAGAUCGUGGAUUAUGAACAUUUUAUUUCUGAAAGGGUUGAAGUUUAUAAACUUUUUCAUAAAAGCAAUGAUCACGUUCUUUAUGAAACUUUCUAUGAUGAUUCAAUAGCUGAUGAUUAUGAUUUUACUACUGAAAUAAUUAGUGAAGAUGAAAGGCCUAGAUCCCAAUAA